AUGCAUGCAAAGCCGUGUUUUUACUGUAUAAUCCUCUUGACCACCCUAUUCAUCUCCUCGUGUUACUGGCAACCGUUUACCCUCGACACACCUCUUGCAAUUCCUUGGUCGGAGAAUAUCACUACCUUCGGCGCAGCCCUCAACGCUACCCUCUCCAAAGACUUGCAGAAUAUCACCCUCCCAUCAACUAUCCGCGUAAUCGAUCGCUGCUGGUGUGACUUCUCCACCAACGGCUUCUUCGAGCCAUACAAUGUCACGCAAUGGGAAUGGAACAGUGUAGACAAACUCAAGACAGAUCUAGAGAAGCAGGCCGCUGCGACGCUGAUGUUGGAGUUUGCGGAGAAAGACCAAGAUGGUGAACUUGCGUCGCCGGCUGCCUCGCUGACUACAUCACAUGUGGACAUGCCCCGUACCGCCGCCCCCAAUCCCGCCUCGCAAACGCCUACCCAGUACUCAAAUAGACCUACUUUCCUUCGGCAGGUCCUUUGGGUUCUGCUAUGGCCCUUGGUACCGAAGCCGGAGUUCGGAGUUCCCGUACAUCUCCCCCAUGGAUUUGUUCCCCAACCAGAUCCCUCGGAAGCUUCUGCUGCGACUUUCCCCCCCGAAACAGAGUCUCCAAAAUCCUUGCCACUGCUCCGAAAAGAGUACGAUCUCCGACCGUACGGACUAAAUAUUACGAUAGACUUUGGGUGGUCGCGUGCUGUUCCAUGA
Molecule: messenger RNA, 711 nt
Organism: Pleurotus ostreatus (oyster mushroom)
Lineage: Eukaryota; Fungi; Basidiomycota; Agaricomycetes; Agaricales; Pleurotaceae
Exons: 2
Coding region: 1-711 (236 amino acids)
Source: RefSeq, a predicted model, not a curated record